AUGUUAGACUUCCCUAGUGACGAACCGAUCUUUCUUCGGACGCACUAUGACCCGGACGGCGACGAGAAGACGGAGAAAUGGGUGAGCGAUGCGUGUACGAAUUCCUCCCUGAAAUGGCUGCUCCACCACACAGCCGUCCACCAGACAAUCGCGUGCCACGGAAUAUCCAUGCCCCCAGAACGCAGCUCAAGGACUGGCUUAGCGAGAAAAAAGCAUAAUAAACCUGAUAAGUGGAGGGAGGAUCCGCAUCAUUUUACUGAGAUCGCGGCGGCUGGACUUCUCCGCACAGUGGCAGCCAUGUACCUGCCCAUUGCAGACCAGGGGGCCUUUGAUACCAAAGGGCACUUGCGGCUGAUUUACCUAGAUUGUAAACGCAAUAUCAGUAAGGAAACAAGUGUUGAGCCGGAUGAGGUGACGAACUCAGACGUCAUCAUGGAGUGGUUUAUUCGGGCAACACCUCCGGAGUCGUGGGAGGAGGGGACCACUGGGGACAGGUACCGCAUUAAAGGCGAUUUGACGAGAGAGUUGUAUUAG
Messenger RNA from Aspergillus alliaceus, 534 nucleotides. RefSeq lists its product as uncharacterized. The coding region runs from base 1 to 534 and encodes 177 amino acids. The transcript has 2 exons. The record is from RefSeq and is a predicted model, not a curated record. Lineage: Eukaryota; Fungi; Ascomycota; Eurotiomycetes; Eurotiales; Aspergillaceae.